Molecule: messenger RNA, 2949 nt
Organism: Olea europaea var. sylvestris
Lineage: Eukaryota; Viridiplantae; Streptophyta; Magnoliopsida; Lamiales; Oleaceae
Product: plastidial pyruvate kinase 4, chloroplastic
Exons: 4
Coding region: 262-2529 (755 amino acids)
Biological process (GO): glycolytic process
Cellular component (GO): cytoplasm
Molecular function (GO): potassium ion binding; pyruvate kinase activity; magnesium ion binding
Source: RefSeq, a predicted model, not a curated record
AAGUACCUUAUCAUACUACUUAUAUUUUGAUCAGAAAUAUCUCGUUCACGAUCAAUGUAUAAGAACUGACAUGUUGUACUGGAAUAUUUUAGUGUUGAUCGAUGACUAGCCAAGUCUGUGAUUCAUCCUUAUCGCAAAAAUAGUUAAAGAUGAUACUAAUAUACUUGGAGAUAUUGUUGUUUGUUCUGUUAAAUUACUUUUGCUGUUUUGCAGGUUGGGUUUAAUCAUCUGGUUAUUUUUCCACUGGGUAUUGAACUGUAGAUGAUGAUUAGUGCUGUUUCGGUUUGCUCAAUCACUAACCAGACCAUGCUUUUGAAUUAUGGCAUUCAAGCAACUGUUUCUUCUGAUUUUACAUCUCCCAAAUUUUAUCAGAAUUUUAUGCAUCUUCCUUCUAAACUCAAUGCUAAAAAUUCAGCCUCUAGAAAUCACAUAUUUCUAUUUGGAAGCAAAAGCGGAAAUGUCACUCUGAGAACUGUUGUCUGUGCCGUUCCAAAUGAGCAAGAUGAUUCUGAAAGAUGCGUUUCACAUCAUUUUGCUGAUGAUUCAGUGGUUAUUCAUCCUCUGGACGAUGAGAAUUCUCAAGUCCCAGGUUUUACCCCCCAAUUGCAGUCGGACACUGAUAUCCAGCAAACAUUUAUGAGCCAGGGAAACCAAGAGAGCCUCCUUGAUAAGCUGAAGGCUGGUCAGUUACAUGUUCUGGCAAUGGAACAAUGGAAUUCUUCAAGACUCAAAAUGUGUCACUGGAAUUACUUGGUGAGCGCAACAAACCUAAUACACUAUCUGGCUUUAAAAAGCCUAGAUAUAGAACAUAUUAAAGAAGAGCUUUCUUCCCUAGGACUUAUGAAUUUGGAGACUAUAAAUCCAUAUGUUCUUUCAAGUCUUUCUGCGUGUAUCCAAAUGCUGAAUAACUCAAAAUCAGAUUCCCUCCAUGGCUAUACAAAUUCUGGUGAAGUGCUUCCCAUUUGCAAAAGCUCGCAAAAUCGAACAAAGGGGGACUUGGCAAUUACUGCAAUGAUGAAAAAGGCAUCAUCUAAUAGGAAUCUACUACUGGGUACACUUCAAGGGCAAAGAGGCACUCAUAUCAUGGUAACAGUUGGCCAAGAGGUAGUUGAAAAUGAUACUCAUGUAGCUGUUCUCAUUGAAGCAGGGGCCACCAUUUUUCGCAUCAACUGUGCACAUGGUAAUCCAGAUAUAUGGAAUGAGAUCAUAAGAAGGGUGAAGAAAAGUUCUCAAGUUCUUGAGAAGCCAUGUCGGGUGCUUAUGGACUUAGCCGGACCAAAGCUUCGUACUGGCAAACUGAAGGCGGGUCCAUGUGUAUUGAAAAUAUCCCCCAAGAAGAAUGCCGUUGGAAGUGUGAUAUGUCCAGCAAAAAUUUGGCUUUCUCCCCAAGGAGCAGGCCCACCACCACCUCAUGUAUCUCCUGAUGUAAUUUUACAUGUGGAUGACCAAGAAUUUCUAAGUAAACUAGAGGUAGAUGAUUCAGUGAGAUUUUGUGACGCACGUGGAAAGCAGAGGGAACUCAGGAUUUUGAGCAAGUAUGCUAUAUUUUCUGGGGUUGGAUUCUUGGCCGAGUGUAGGAAGACUGCGUACGUUGAGUCUGGUACUGUACUUCGUAUGAAGGAGAAGCGAAGAAAAUAUUCAGUUGGAUUUGUGAUAGAUGUUCCCCCUGCUGAGAAAUUUGUUAGGCUGAGAGUGGGUGACUUGCUGAUACUAUCUCGAGAUAGUUCAGAUGAACUGGAUGAAUCAACUUCUUCAUCAGUUGAUGCCCAUAGGAUAACCUGCUCAUCUGGUUAUCUAUUUGAUUCGGUCAAACCUGGAGACCCUAUCGCUUUUGAUGAUGGGAAGAUAUGGGGGGUUAUAAAGGGAAUCAGCAUUUCAGAAGUUAUUGUUUCAAUCACUCAUGCUGGCCCAAGAGGUACUAAGCUCGGCUCUGAAAAAUCCAUAAACAUCCCAGAGAGUCAAAUUCGAUAUGAAGGUCUUACUUCGAAGGAUAUUAUGGAUCUUGACUUUGUAGCUGGAAAUGCUGACAUGGUGGGUAUUUCAUUUGUCCGAGAUAUUCAUGAUAUUGUCGUGUUGCGCCAAGAACUUGCAAAGAGAAAAAAUUUGAAUUUGGGGGUUAUUUUAAAGAUCGAGACAAGAGAUGGAUUCGAGAAUUUGCCACUCUUGCUAUUGGAGGCAAUGAAAUCUCCAAACCCAUUGGGCGUCAUGAUUGCUAGAGGAGAUCUUGCAGUGGAAUGCGGUUGGGAAAAGCUGGCAGAUAUACAGGAAGAAAUUAUUUCAAUCUGCAAUGCUGCCCAUGUACCUGUCAUUUGGGCAACACAGGUUCUGGAGUCACUUAUUAAGUCUGGAGUGCCCACUCGAGCUGAAAUUACUGAUGCAGCUAAUGGAAGGAGAAUAAGUUGUGUGAUGUUGAACAAAGGGAAGCAUAUUGCUGAAGCGGUCUCUACUCUCGUCACCAUUUUAAGCAGCAAGUAUAACAAAACAAAAGCAGAGCUGAAACCUCUCUUAUUGUCGUCCCAUAUCAAUUAGUCGAUCAAUUUGCAACAUAAAGAAGUGGAUAAAAUGGCCUUGAUCAGUAUCAUUGGAUCGAAGUUCGAUUCUAUUGCAGCUAUCUGCAUUAAGUGGCCGCACCAACAUUGCUCUCAUAUUGCUGCCAUGCAAUAAGCCAGGAUAUCAGCAUUGCUUCAGUUGCUUGCUGAGGACCAUCAAUGGAAACAAUAUCGAUAUGUGUGGUGAGGUGGAUCUGGACAGGAGAAAAAGGGCAAAUAGUCGAACUUUUGGUAGUUGUAAUAUCUAGUUUUUUCACGUAAUAUCAAUGCAAUGUCUACGAGAUUUAUCUUCAACUAUGUGUAUUGAGAUUUAUCGAAGUUCCACGAACAAAACUCAUGCACGAGUUUUCUCACCUUGCAUCUGUAAAAUAGCAAAACAAAAACAAUAUUUGUCGUUGAA